GGUAUUUUAAUUUGAAACUCAUCACUUUAAGUCAUCCCCUUAACAAUGUCGUCUAAACAAAUGGUCCGUUAACGAAACACCUUUCUCCAUUGUUCUUAAAAAGUCAUCUUCUUUUUUUUUUUUCUUCAUACAUCUCUCUCUCUCUCAACCCUAAAACCACUCGUCACGCGCCACGAACUCUACACCACAUUCCCCACUACUAGUGACCAUCCACCUCUCCGUCUAUGGCGUCAGACGCCGUUAAGUAUAUGCCAAUCCACGGCGGAGGAACAACAGCAACAACCGCCGCCGACAUCAAGAGCUUCUUCUCCGCUCUAAAACCCAAAAAAACCUCAACUUUCGCUUACGCUUUCGUCAUAACCUUUGUCUCAUUCACUCUCUUCUUUGCUUUUAGUCCUUCUCCAAACUCAUCUUCUCCUUGGUUCUCUAACAUCUUCACUUCCUCCUCCACAACCACAACUUCAGACAACACUUCCGGAUCUCAGUUCUCUUCAAUUUUCUCAUAUAUUCUUCCCAAUGUCACUUCAACCAAACCCACCAAUAGAUCCAGUGACGCCACAGAUUCUCUCUCUGUUAACGCCACUUCUCCACCUCUCAAUUCGAAUUCCAAAAACGGAACUUUACAAACACCGGCGCCGGAAACUCACACUCCGGUUGCUAAAAACACAACCUUUGAGUCUCCGAUCGUAAACGGAACCAACCCAGAUGCAAAGAACAACACUUCAUCUCAUCCUCUGCUUUCAGACAAAUCUUCAACGACGGGAUCGAAUAAUCAGUCACGGACCACCGCCGAUACUGAAACCGUGAAUAGAAACCAAACAACAUCUCCGGCGCCGUCGAAAGCACCCGUGUCGGUAGAUCUGAAGACCAAUUCCAGUUCCAAUUCAUCAACUGCUUCGUCUACACCGAAAAAGCAGACUAAAACCGUUGAUUUGGUUUCGUCGGUGAAGCAAGAGAUCGAGAAAUGGAGUGAAUCUUUGAAGAAUUGUGAGUUCUUCGACGGUGAAUGGAUCAAAGAUGAUUCGUAUCCGCUUUAUAAACCUGGUUCGUGUAAUCUUAUCGAUGAACAGUUCAAUUGUAUUACCAACGGAAGACCAGACAAAGAUUUCCAGAAAUUGAAGUGGAAACCUAAGAAAUGUAGUUUACCAAGGUUAAAUGGAGCUAUAUUGUUGGAGAUGCUUAGAGGAAGAAGACUUGUCUUUGUGGGUGAUUCACUAAAUAGGAACAUGUGGGAAUCUCUGGUUUGUAUUCUCAAAGGAUCAGUGAAAGAUGAGACUAAAGUCUAUGAGGCUAGAGGAAGACAUCAUUUCCGUGGGGAGGCUGAGUACUCAUUCGUCUUCCAAGAUUAUAACUGCACGGUGGAGUUCUUUGUUUCACCCUUCUUGGUUCAAGAGUGGGAAAUUGUAGACAAGAAAGGAACAAAGAAGGAGACUUUAAGGUUGGAUUUGGUUGGGAAGUCCUCUGAGCAGUACAAAGGAGCUGAUGUUAUUGUCUUUAAUACCGGACAUUGGUGGACUCAUGAGAAAACAUCCAAAGGGGAGGAUUAUUAUCAAGAAGGAAGUAAUGUUUAUCAUGAACUCGCUGUUCUUGAAGCUUUUCGUAAAGCUUUGACUACAUGGGGUCGAUGGGUUGAGAAGAAUGUGAAUCCGGCAAAGUCCCUCGUUUUCUUUCGGGGCUAUUCCGCAUCCCAUUUCAGUGGUGGGCAAUGGAACUCAGGAGGAGCAUGCGAUAGCGAAACAGAACCGAUCAAGAACGAUACAUACCUAACCCCGUACCCGUCUAAAAUGAAAGUGCUUGAGAAAGUGUUAAGAGGUAUGAAAACACCUGUCACUUAUCUAAACAUCACGAGAUUAACGGACUACAGGAAGGACGGUCACCCGUCAGUAUACCGGAAACAGAGCUUAUCGGAAAAAGAGAAAAAGUCGCCAUUGCUGUACCAAGACUGCAGCCAUUGGUGCCUCCCCGGGGUUCCAGACUCUUGGAAUGAAAUCCUCUACGCUGAGCUGAUCGUCAAACUCAAUCAGCUCAGCCAAACACAACGAAAAACUUAAGGUUCUUCCACCCCCAAUACUUGUUUGAUCUCAACACUUUUACUUUCUAUUUUGAUGGUAAUUGUUGAUUAUAGAAUGUGUAGAGUAAAAAAGAAAGAUGGAAUAUAAUGGAUCACUCGAUAUCUUUGUUACUAUUGGUUUGUAAAUGCUUUUGUCACGACGAAUACAAUAUUUAGCUCCAAAGAGAGGUUACAUAUUCAUAUUUCUUAUAAUGGAAUUGAUUCCACUUAUCGUUACUCUCUAAAUAUUUGAUGAUCUAAUUAGAGCUUGGUUUUGCUUUGUGCUUUCGAUUGUUUUAAUGUCUAUAAUGUGAACGCAAGAAUUUGCAUUUGGAACCAUCGAUGUGAGAGUUUGGUGUGGAAUUUGUGGAUCACCGACAAUUCCGACAAUUAAAUGAUAAAGAAUUUGUCCAUUUGGGGGAAAUAAUAGGAGUCGAAGAUAACGGGUUUGGUCAGAACUCAGAACUCAGAAGACGUUUCACAUGGGAUGUUUGGACUUUUUGACUAUGAAGGACUUUAAAAAAAGUCAGUUAGGUCAAAUGCUUUUAUGAGUUAAGAAUUGCAAUUAGAUCCAACCUGGUGCAGUUGUUCGUCACGUGGCGCACUUGUUUACCUAUUAAAGUCUGUUACAAUCCCAAGUAUAGUACAGGAUAUAGUAUUGAUUUAAAGAGUCAUACAUGUGACUAUUUGGUUGGAGAAUGGGAAAAACACAAGUGUUUAUGUUUGUGUAUAAAGUAAGAUUAC
This is a messenger RNA of Arabidopsis thaliana (thale cress), 2794 nucleotides long. RefSeq names its product trichome birefringence-like protein (DUF828). The record is from RefSeq and is marked reviewed. NCBI's taxonomy places the organism in Eukaryota, Viridiplantae, Streptophyta, Magnoliopsida, Brassicales, Brassicaceae. Gene Ontology annotation, molecular function: transferase activity; O-acetyltransferase activity. The transcript has 5 exons. Bases 225 to 2051 code for a protein of 608 amino acids. Gene Ontology annotation, cellular component: membrane.